Molecule: messenger RNA, 1077 nt
Organism: Ordospora pajunii
Lineage: Eukaryota; Fungi; Microsporidia; Ordosporidae
Exons: 1
Coding region: 1-1077 (358 amino acids)
Source: RefSeq, a predicted model, not a curated record
AUGGAUACAGUGAAAAAUAUUUCUAAGAUAUGGCACAACCUGGACAUCAUCAUUGAGAAGAUAUGCAUUUGGAUAUCGAAUGUUCUGGACAUACUGGGGAACUUCAAGUACAUGCUUAUUGGGAUAUUGAUGUAUGAAAAGUCAUCUAACGUGAUAGCCAGUGACGGGUGCAGAUUUUUCUCAAUCAUGAUGAUUCUUGUUGGGCUGGUGGACGGGUUCCAUAAGAUAUCUACAUGCAGCAUUGUGAGAAAGAUAAGCAAGACCACGACAAACAAUUAUGUGAUGAGAUUUAUAGACUGGCUUGAUGAAGUCCACUGCAUGUUCAUUGAGAUAAGAUUGAAUAUGGUUUUGGAGUAUGUAUGCAAUGCCCUGUGUGCAUUUGGACUAGGCAUGCUUUUAUAUUCUAUGGUUUUUGACUUCAAUAAAGACCGUGGCAGCUAUGGGAAGUUUGACGUGAAUAGAUGCAUCAAUUGUCUUUUUUUUUCGUUUGGAGGAUGGUGGUCGAUGUUUAAUAUAGGAUCUACCAUAUACAACUUUGUUAUACACUUUUAUGGGCUUUAUAAGAAAUUCAGUGACAAUACCAUUAAGUAUUCGAAUACAUCAGGAGUGACAUUGCUUACGACAACAGCGAGCAAUGAGAAUGAAGAAUAUGGCAGCAAUGUCUAUGAAGGGAAUGGACAGGCCAGAGACACGCUUUUUAGGCUUGCAUUGCUGGGCCUGGUUAUUUCCACGCUGACCUUUAUAGGUAAUUUGAUUUUGAACGGAUCGAAGUCAUUUUCUGGAUGGCAGCUUAGCACGUUUAUUAUUGGCAAGAUUAUCCUAAUAUUGCAGUAUGUGAUGCCAUCGUUGCGAUUUUCUGGAGGUAGCAAUACGGUGUUUCUGCCGGUGGUGUUUAUAUCUCUGCUAACGCUAUACUCAUCGUUUGGAUUCAUAGCCAGAACAGUAUUAGAGCUUGGAAUUAAGGAAGCAAGUGCAAAAUCAAGCAAUGAUAAUGAAACUGCAAGUAAGAGUAAUACAGGUGGAGUCGGACAAAACUCACUUAUGCAAGUCCUGUCACAAUUAUUGUCCAAUACUUAG